CGCUAUGAAGAAGUUAGUCCCGGAGCCAGAGCUCCAGUAACCUUGUUAGGGUGCGGCUUGAGGCUGGAAGAAGUGGGAUGGCAACCGAAGAUCAGGAGCAGAUUUGAAGAAAUGCAGAGUGAAUUGGUACCAGUCAGCAUGUCAGAGACAGACCACAUAGCCUCCAUUUCCUCUGAUAAAAAUGGUGGGAAAACAUCUGAAUUAAAGGAAGACUCUUGUGGUUUGUUUUCUGGUGAUGAAAGUAGCAGCUUAGAAAAUGAGUCGAAACCAUUGUCAUCAAGCUCUGAUACAGCUUUCUGUCAACCUAAUGAACAUAGUGAUCAAACUGAAGCACAAGACAGUUAUAUCCUAGAUCAUGGUGGAGGGGAAGAUUCUUGUGCUAAAACAGACAUAUGCCCAGAAAAUUCUGAACAAAUAACUAAUUUCCCUGGUAGAGAUUUUGCAAAGCAAGUUUCAAAAACAAAUGAAACAGAGCAGACAGUAACACAAAUCUUGGAGGAAUUAAGGUCAUCAGCACUUACAGAAGCAGCUAGUCAAAAGACUUACUCAGAAAGUUCCUAUGAUAUGGACUGUACUAAGAAACUUAUUUCAAAAAUAAAGAAUGUUUCAGCAUCAGAGGAUUUAUUGGAAGAAAUUGAAUCUGAGCUCUUAUCUACAGAGUUUGUAGAUGAACACCGAGUACUGAAUGGAAUGAAUAAGGGGGAGCAUGCAUUAGUUAUGUUUGAAAAAUGUGUACAAGAUAAAUAUUUGCACCAGGAACAUACCAUAAAGAAAUUAAUUAAAGAAAAUAAGAAGCACCAAGAGCUCAUUUUAGAUAUUUGCUCAGAAAAAGACAAUUUAAGAGGAGAGCUGAAAAAGAGAACAGAAACAGAGAAGCAGCAUAUGAGCACAAUUCAACAGUUGGAGUCAAGAAUAGAGGAACUUAACAAUGAAGUCAAAACUUCCAAAGAGAAACUAGUGGCUCAGGAUACUGCAGCUAAAACUGCAAUUCAGCAGUUGCACAAGGAGAUGGCUUAUCGGAUGGAGCAGGCCAGCAAAAAAUGUGAAGAGGCACGCCAGGAAAAAGAAGCAAUGGUAAUGAAGUAUGUAAGAGGUGAGAAGGAAUCUUUAGACCUUCGAAAGGAAAAGGAGAUACUUGAGAGAAAACUUAGAGAUGCAAAUAAGGAGUUUGAGAAAAACACUAACAAAAUUAAACAGCUUUCUCAGGAGAAAGGAAGGUUACACCAGCUGUAUGAAACAAAGGAAGGUGAAACAACUAGACUCAUCAAAGAGGUAGACAAAUUAAAGGAAGAUGUCAACUCUCACAUCAUUAAAGUCAAAUGGGCACAAAACAAAUUAAAAGCUGAAAUGGAUUCUCACAAGGAAACCAAAGACAAACUCAAAGAAACAACAACAAAGUUAACCCAAGCAAAGGAAGAAGCGGAUCAGAUACGAAAAAAUUGUCAGGACAUGAUAAAAACGUAUCAGGAGUCAGAAGAAAUUAAAUCAAAUGAGCUUGAUGCAAAGCUCCGAGUCACAAAAGGAGAACUUGAAAAACAAAUGCAAGAAAAAUCUGACCAGCUAGAGAUGCAUCAUGCCAAAAUAAAGGAACUAGAAGAUCUGAAGCGGACAUUUAAGGAGGGCAUGGAUGAGCUACGAACAUUGAGAACAAAGGUGAAAUGUCUAGAAGAUGAACGAUUAAGAACAGAAGAUGAAUUAUCAAAAUAUAAGGAAAUUAUUAAUCGCCAGAAAGCUGAAAUUCAGAAUUUAUUGGACAAAUUGAAAGUUGCAGAUCAGAUACAGGAGCAAUUUCACAGAGGUAAACAAGAAAUUGAAAAUUUGAAGGAAGAUGUGGAAAGUCUUAAUUCUUUGAUUAAUGACCUACAAAAAGACAUCGAAGGCAGUAGGAAAAGAGAAUCUGAGCUCCUACUGUUUACAGAAAAACUCACUAGUAAGAAUGCACAGCUUCAGUCCGAAUGCAAUUCCUUGCAGUCACAAUUCGAUAAGCUUUCCUGUAGUGAAAGUCAGUUACAAAGCCAAUGUGAACAAAUGAAACAGACAAAUAUUAAUUUGGAAAGUAGAUUGGUGAAAGAGGAAGACCUGCGAAAAGAAGAAGUCCAGACGCUACAAGCUGAACUCACUUGCAGACAAACAGAAGUUAAAAUGCUGAGUACCCAGGUAGAAGAACUGAAAGAUGAAUUAGUAACUCAAAGACGUAAACAUGCUUCUGGUAUCAAAGAUCUCACCAAGCAACUUCAGCAAGCUCGAAGAAAAUUAGAGCAGGUUGAAAAUGGAAGCUAUGAUAAAGAAGUCAGCAGUAUGGGAAGUCGUUCCAGUUCAUCAGGGUCCCUUAAUGCUCGAAGCAGUGUAGAAGAUCGAUCGCCAGAAAACACCGGUUCUUCAGUAACCGUGGAUAAUUUUCCAGAAGUAGACAAGGCCAUGUUGAUUGAGAGGAUAGUAAGGCUACAAAAAGCACAUGCCCGGAAAAAUGAAAAGAUAGAAUUUAUGGAGGACCACAUAAAACAACUGGUAGAAGAAAUUAGGAAAAAAACAAAAAUCAUCCAGAGUUACAUUUUACGGGAAGAAUCAGGCACACUUUCUUCAGAGGCAUCUGACUUUAACAAAGUCCAUUUAAGUAGACGGGGUGGCAUCAUGGCCUCUUUAUACACAUCCCAUCCAGCUGAUAGCGGAUUAACACUGGAACUCUCUUUGGAGAUCAACCGAAAAUUACAGGCUGUCUUGGAGGACACGUUACUAAAAAAUAUUACUUUGAAGGAAAACCUGCAAACACUUGGAACAGAAAUAGAACGUCUUAUUAAACACCAGCAUGAACUGGAACAGGGGACGAGGAAAACUUAACACAAAGCACUUCUCGGCAGACAGACAAAAACUGCACAGGAAGCAGGUGCCGCUGACCAGUGUUGUUGGGAACUUUUCUGCUCUGUGUGUCCGCCAGUAAAUAAACAUGUUUUGCUUCACCUGUACAAAAAGUAUUCUUUUAUAAUAUGAAUGCAUUGCUGUAUAUACUGUAAGAGUGUAGGCUUUGAUGAAAUUUGUUUUUGUAUGGUACAGUACAAGAGCCUGUUAUUAAAUCAAAAUAAUUAAAUUUGCUGGUAGUCACAUGAAGUGCUGAACAAGGGCUUU
Messenger RNA from Orycteropus afer afer, 3123 nucleotides. It is a transcript of the gene CCDC186, whose product is annotated as coiled-coil domain containing 186. The record is from RefSeq and is a predicted model, not a curated record. Gene Ontology annotation, biological process: vesicle cytoskeletal trafficking. Gene Ontology annotation, molecular function: small GTPase binding. Gene Ontology annotation, cellular component: trans-Golgi network. Lineage: Eukaryota; Metazoa; Chordata; Mammalia; Tubulidentata; Orycteropodidae.